AUGACAGUCAUCACUUAUUCAAGCGCUGCUGGAGGGCUUCCGAAAGAAAUCCAGAUUCUUAAACAUCCCCGUGCCUCCAGGAAUGUUCCAAAACUCCUGUUCGAGAUCCUACAACCUCGGACCGUGCUGGACCCCUCAGAGAAUCCGAUUCUAGAGCCUUGUGGGGUCAAAGGCCAGAGAUGGUCUAAAGAGAAGGAAGACCAGAAAACCAAGGGUGGUUCGAAGAAGGGAAAUUUGCAAAGGAAGAGGCAAACUUUGGCCGGAGGAGUCGGGAGAGAGAGGAUGACGAGAGGGAGGAGAGAGGAGCUGUGCAACUUAGGGAAGAGGGUAAUUGAAAAAGAUUCAAAAGAAAGAGGGAAAAACAGGGUGAAAGGAAAGGACCAGAGCAAGGCAGAUGUCUCAGGGAUUGUGUCAGCUGCAGAAACAGAAGGUGAGAUCACACCAUGGGAGAAAAUGACGAAGAAAAGCAAGAGCUGGUCUGUCUUUCUGUGGCUUUCCCUUCUGAAAAAGAAGACUGAAGAAAAGGUGAAGAGAGAGAAGAACGUCACGGAGAUGAGGUGCCAUCAUGUCUUCCCCUGGUUAGCUCUCCUCUUCCUCAGCCUGUGUCCAAAACCUGCUUCAUCACAGGGAAAUUUCCCACGAAUGGAGAACAUUGCUGCUUUCAAACCCGUGUCCAUCUCCCCACCUCGUUCCACCUGUGGGGUUCCAGAGCGGAGCAGCUACUGCCAGUCACCGUCCUCCCAGGCAGAUCUACUAACGUGUUACCAGGCCUUCUGUAUCCAGGAGUGCCCCUAUAGAUCCUCCACACCUCCAUAUGCUCCACUGCUGCUACCUGCACACAGGGGUUCCUGUGUAACUGAAGACCGUAAUGACACUCAUCCUGGGACUCAGACAGAGACUGGAACCACUACCAGUUCAGAGGGCCUUUCUGGUGGAUCCAGCAGUGUGCUGUUUCGACCAGUCGCAGAUGGAUGUCUGAUCUCUCCUCCUUCACAGAAACUAGGAGCAUUGGGUUCGCUCACCCUAGCAUUGUGGAUAAAACCAAGCUCUCCUGGAGAAAUGAUGCUGCUGGAGAAAAGCUUAGGAGAGCGGUUGGUUUUUUCUGUGACAGUGUCCGGGCAGGCGGUCACCCUGCGGUAUGUUGAGUCCAGGAGUCAGACCACUCUGACUGUCAGCUUCAGAACAGAGGGAAGACUUACACUUGAGAGGUGGACACACCUUGUUUUGCAGGUCCAUGACAGACGUGUCAGUCUAUUCCUGGAUGGGCUUGAGGAGGAUGGGACCCCAUUUGACACACGUCUUUUGGCUGCCAGGCUCUUUGACAUCAGCGAAGAUGGUGCCAUGUGGGUGGGACUCAGCUCUAAGGGGUCUAAUCAGUUCAUUGGGUGGAUGCAGGACUUUAGAUUUUAUCCUGCCACUCUGACCAACAGGGAAAUAGUGGAGUUGUACUCAGGAGUCCUGCCUGAGCUCCACGCCCAGUCAGAGUGUCGCUGCCCCCCCAGUCACCCCAGAGUACACCCUUUAGUUGAGAGAUACUGCAUUCCUAAUGCUGUUGAGGACACCACCAAUGACAGGGUCUUGAGACUGAACCUUAAUGCCCAUCCUCUCAGUUAUAUCAACGAUCAGGACAUGGGCACCACAUGGCUUUCUAAGAUUAUGACUACGCAGGAAAUGGAUGAAGGAGUCACAGUGACGGUGGAUUUGGCUAAUGGUCAAUACCAGGUAUUCUACGUUAUCGUUCAGUUUGGCGGCCUCUUGCCUGAAUCAGUACUCAUCCAAAGGCGGGGGCUAGACCUCACAGAACCUGGGAGUGGAACCACCACAGAGCAGCCAUGGUUAGACUGGCAGUAUAUAGCCAGAAACUGCAGUGUGUUUGAAAUGCAGAACAAUGGGCCUUUACUGAGACCAGACUCUGUCAACUGUCUGCAGCUGCCCAGCGAUGUGCCUUUCUCAGGAGGUAACAUCACAUUCAGCCUGCUGACCCCACAGCCAAACCUGAGACCAGGCUACAAUGACUUUUACAACACUCCUGCUCUGCAGAAGAUGGUACAUGCCACUCAAGUCAGGAUACACCUGAGUGGACAGUACCACACCAGAGUAGCUGGGGUGAACCAGCGACACAGAUACUACGCCAUUAAUGAGAUCACCGUCAGUGGCAGAUGUGAGUGUCAUGGCCACGCAGACCACUGUGAUACCAUUGUUACACCUUACCGCUGUCUGUGUCUGCCUGAGAGCCACACAGAGGGAAACAAUUGUCAGCGCUGUGCACCCCUCUACAAUGACAAGCCAUUCCGGUCAGGUGACCAGCUCCAGCCUAUGAACUGCCGACCUUGCCUCUGUCAUGGCCACGCCCUCUCCUGUCACUAUGACGUCCAAGUCGAUGACCAGCCAGAUGAGCACUAUCGAGGAGGAGGAGGCGUCUGUGACGACUGCAUGCACAACACAGCAGGUAAGAACUGUGAGCUGUGUAUAAGUGGGUUUUUCAGGCUUGAGGAAUCUGAUCCCACUUCACUUGACAUCUGUCGACCCUGUAACUGUCAUACCGCCGGGACAGUCAACGGCAGCAUGGAUUGUGCCCAGAUGGGAGGUCAGUGUCAGUGUAAUGCUGCGGUAACAGGCCGUCGGUGUGCAGACUGUUUGCCUGGCUGGUAUGGUCUGAAAGCCUCAAAUCCAAAUGGCUGCAUCCGCUGUAACUGCAGCGAUAUUGGUGUCAUCAGCAUCUCAACAGCAGCAGUUCCCAGCUGCAACCAGGAGACGGGACAGUGCCAGUGUAAACCCCAUAUCACAGGUCUUUCUUGUGACCGCUGUGAGUUUGGUUAUUGGAACCUGUCCCACCCAGACGGCUGUGUCCCAUGUGAUUGUGACCCCAUGGGUUCCAUCAGCCAGUUCUGUGAGCCUGAGGGGGGGCAGUGUGAGUGUAAGCCCGGGGUGGGGGGACAACGCUGCGACUCAUGUGGCAGCGGCUCAUAUGGUUUAAGACUGGAGGGAUCUUGCGCUCCCUGCAACUGCUCACAAGAGGGGACCGUACCAGGGACAGACUGUGAUCCUCACACAGGACAGUGUGUGUGUAAGAAACAUGUGGAAGGUCGCCACUGCGACUCUUGUCGUCAUGGUUACCAUACCCUGGAGCAUCGAAACUCCCUGGGCUGUCUGCCGUGUGCAUGUGACAUCAGUGGAACUGUGCCAGAGGGUACAUGUGAUAUGUGGACCGGACAGUGCCCAUGCCGAGAGGGGGUGGAGGGAGCACAGUGCACCAACUGUGCCCACAACUACUACAACAGGAGUUUAGACCUCCGCAAGGGGUUGUCCCACGGCUGUGUACCAUGUAUCUGUGACCCCAGAGGAACAGUGCCGGGGACCGUCUGUGACAGCACUACAGGGCAAUGCGUUUGUGUACCUACUCGCUAUGGACAGGAUUGCAGUAGCUGCCGACCCGGCUUCUAUCUCUCUCCAGAUCAGAGUAUGUGUGCGGAGUGUGACUGCCAUCCUAUGGGAGCAUUGCAGCGUGGGUGUGAGAGCCAGACCGGGCAGUGUGUGUGUGCCCAUCCCUCGGUGGGAGGGCGACGCUGUGACCAGUGUCGUGAGUUGUUCUUUGGAUUCAACCCUGGCCUGGGCAGAUGCCAGCCUUGUGCAUGUGACCCAGUGGGCAGUGUCAAUGGUUCAUGUCAUCCAGACUCGGGGGUGUGUGUGUGUAAGCCGCUGGUAACUGGAGACAAGUGUGAUGUAUGUCAACCUGGAGCGAGUCAUUUUGACCCUGAGAACCACUUUGGCUGCAGUAAAGCACCCUCUCAACAGCCUGCACCACUAGGUUUUGCUCUGAGUUAUUCCUCCAUUCAGCUCUCUUGGCAUCCGCCUGACUCCCCAAAUUCAAACAGACUCAACUACACAUUAAUCAGAGAUGGACAGUCAGUGCAUAUCAUCCAAAGUCACUAUCCUUUCAACCUGGAAUCAUUUGAAGACACUGGCUUGUCUCCCUACACCAACUACUCUUACUGGCUUAUAACAGCUAAUUUGGCCGGCAUGACAAUAAGUGCAUCAGCCUCGUACCACACCUUGGGUGCACCACCUGAAGCCGACCAGCUCCAUUUAAACCUUGUGGGACGACCAGGUCCAACCACAGCUAGCUUUAACUGGAGCUCACCACGAAAUGAUACAGGCCCAGUGGAAAGGUUUGUAUUAUCCUCCACUGAGUCAUCAAGAGCAGAGUCCAUCAUUCACUACACAGGCUUAUCUACAGAGGCUGUGGCAAGUGGUCUCAAGCCCUUCACCCAAUACACUGUAAUACUGGAGGCGUGCUCUUCCGGAGGGUGCACUUCUACCCCACCACUGUCUUUUCUGACAGCCUCUGCCCCGCCACAAAACCAACCUUCACCCAGAGUCACUGCUACAGGGCCUCAUACACUACAGGCUUCCUGGGAACCUCCCAGUCAGCCAAAUGGUGUCAUCACAAGGUAUGAGGUCUUCCUACGUGGACCAAUGGAAACACAAAACCUUUCAAGUAUACCAGUUGAGAGGAAAGUAUUCUUCAGCUCUGGUUGGUUGGAUCCAAGUGUUUCCCCAGAAACGCAGCAAACCAACAGGAGCACACUGUCACGCCCUGAGAACAGUACAGUUGUAGAAGGUCUGCAAGCGUUUUCCACCUAUCAGAUGAGAGUUGAGAGCAUCAAUGUGGCAGGAAGAGUCACAUCAGGGUGGACCACAGCACGCACCAUGGAGGGAGUCCCAGAGUUGAUGGCCCCUCCAGAAGUGUCUGCACUGUCAUCCACCAGUCUCAAAGUUUCGUGGAGCUCUGCUGAAGGUCAAGGGGUUAUUGCCAGAGGACAGGUGACAGAAUACCGGGUCAACCUGCUCACAGAGCAGACCAACAAUCCUUAUGCUCCUCCGGUGGUUAGUCAGGUCUUACACAGGACAGGACCGUCGUCACAGCCUGUUUAUAUAGUGAAAGAACUGAAGCCUUACCGUGUGUACAACUUCACUGUUACACUCUGCACAAAGACAGGUUGCAUUACCAGUCUGCCAAGCACAGGACGGACGCUGCCAGCAGCUCCAACAGGACUGUUUCCACCUCGAUUGCAUCCAGUGAAUGAAACCACCAUUCAGAUAGAGUGGGACCCCCCAGUCCAACUGAAUGGACCACACCCACUAUAUCAGGUGGAGAGGACAGAUGUGUCUCUCUCUGAUCCACAAGUUCCUGUUGUCAGAGGAACCAGAUUCCCCGGAAACAGUUACUACCAGUUUCCCAGUGACACUCUUCCCGUCAACACUGACUUUACAGGUAUUGAGCUGAGUUUCAAGACUCGGUCCCCAGAUGGCCUGCUGGUCUCUGCUUUCUCUCCUGGAGAUCAAGAAGAGUUCCUGGCUGUUCAAAUCAAAAACGGACACCCUUACUUUUUGUUUGACCCACAGGGCUCAGCGGUGGCUGUGAGUGUACAGGGUGAUGGAGGGCGACGCUACAAUGAUGGACAGUGGCACAGCAUCACAGCAACAAGGCGAGGGGCCGUGGGAACAAUCGUUGUAAACAAUCAAUACAGAGGAAGUGCGUCAGCUUCCAGCGGCAGCACCAUUAUUGGCAACAACACAGGGGUGUUCAUUGGAGGACUGCCUGAAGACUUUACCCUGCUAAGAGAGGAUUCAGGCGAUGCCCAGCUGGUGCGACAGAGUUUCUCUGGUUGCCUCAGAGAUGUGAGUUUUAAGAUGACUGACAGCCUCUCAGAAGAAUGGACAUCUCUGGACUGGGCAAAAGCCACAAAGAAGGUGGACGUGUAUGAAAACUGGGAGGGAUGUCCGAUUCACACCGUGGAUGGAGCCCAUUUUCUGGGUCACGGUUACUUGGAGCUGGACAGAGAUGUAUUCAGUGGAGGAUGGGACUUUGACAUUUCCAUGGAUUUCAGAACAGACCAGCUCAAUGCACUUUUGCUCUUUACGUACAACACACAAACUGAAGACUACAUGCUGGUGGAGCUGGAGGCCGGUCUCCUGUCCUUCAUUCUUGCCUCUGAAGGUCAUGUGAAUGAACUCAGCAUGUGGGUGGGGCUUAGCUACUGUGAUGGAGACUGGAAACAGUUGUCAUUGGCAAAACGCGGCUCACUCAUCUCUGCAGCUGUCAAUGACUGGGCAGAGGAGGCAAGGGGAGUGGGAGGAGCAACAAGGCUGAGAGUUGACUCCCCCUUAUACUUAGGGGGCGUGCCCAUGGAGCUCAUACAUCCUGCUCUGGACAGCCGAAGUCACAAACACGGCCUAGGAGGUUGCAUAAGGGAUCUUACUAUACGAAAGGAUGAAACAAACCCUCCUGCCCGUCAAAGUGUUAAUCUCUCUGUUGCCUACCGGCGUUCUGUUAGAGUCUAUUUAGAUGGAUGCCCCACCGCUGAAAGCCGGUACAACUGCAGAGGAAACGAUUCGGUGUUGGUGUAUAGUGGGAGAAAGACCGAAGCCACAGAUUAUAGUCUUCAGCCUUUCACUGAGUACUUGUACAGGUUUGUGGCCUUGGCUGCUGGAGGCUGGGCAGCAGGACCUUGGCAGAGAGGACGCAGCCGAGGCAGAGUACCACGGACUGUACUGCCUCCUACCAUAGUGCAGAGCUUGAGCGGCUUCCGUGCCAAGGUGAGCUGGGUGCCACCCACUGGUGACAUCAGAGGGCUGAUUGACAGAUAUGAACUGAAGGCCUACAACAGUGACCGGCCAGAUGCACCACCUGUCAAGGCCGUGUUUCUGGCUAAUGGAAAUUUCACAGGUGUGUUGUCAGGUCUCACACCAUCCACUCGAUACAUUGUCACUGUCAGUGCCUGCAGUCCUGUUGGCUGCACUGAGAGUCUUCGUUAUGACAACGGUGAUGAUAAUGAUUUAAGAUCGAGCCUCACAACCCCAGAGGAAGCUCCAGAUGCUGUCUCUCCUCCAGCUGCUGUCUCAUCCCCCUCAGCUCUCUAUGUAACCUGGGAACCUCCAGCAAGGCCCAAUGGAGACAUUACCGAGUACCUCCUCUAUCACAACAACCAAAUGGUCUACAGGGGAAAAGGCAGACAACACAACAUCACUGGUCUUGGAGUGUACUCCACUCAUGUCUUGCUACUGAGUGCAUGCACUUCAGUGGGCUGCACCAACAGUUCACAAGUUACAAUGGUGACCUCUCAGCUUCCUCCUGGGCCUCUACAAGCACCAAAUCUUACCCUGCUAGACUCACGGACUAUUCUGGUGGAGUGGUCCCGGCCUUCUCAGGUCAAUGGCGCUUUGCAGUUCUAUUCCAUCUUCCUGUCACAUGAUGGUGCAUGGCCUGUGCUCGCCUAUAACAGCUCAGAACUUUUUGAAGACCACACACUUCGCAACCUAACCCCUGGAACAACUUACACCAUCACAGUGGCUGCCUGCACAGGAGGUGGGUGUACCUUAAGCCCUCCCAGCCAGGCUCAGACUGAGGAGAGCACCCCAGAGAAUGUUCCUGCUCCGCUGGUCACCGCUUUGUCCCCAUAUGCACUUAAUGUCAGCUGGAGACCUCCUGACACUCCGAACGGUAUCAUAACCAGCUAUGGUCUCUGGCUGGAUGGUGUUCUCGUUUUAAACUCCAGUUCCUUCCAGAGGUUCUUUGUGGUGGAGGGGCUCUCUCCAUGGAGCCGACACGUACUCAGGCUGCAGGCCUGCACUGCACAGGGCUGCGGCAAGGGACCAAUGGUGGAGAUGCGUACAUUAGAGAUGGCCCCAGAAGGCCCCAUUCUGCUGGAACUGACCAAUCAGAGCUCUCGAUCACUCCGAGCUCGCUGGACAGCCCCUCCAAGACCAAAUGGGAACCUCAGCUACACACUGUACUACAAAAGCACAGACGGUGAUGGUGUGUUAGAUGGAAGUACAGCAGCCGGCAGCUGGUUGUCUGUGACUGACCUACAGCCUUACACCAACUACAGCUUCUGGAUCAGAGGGUGUAACACACAGGGUUGUGUUGAGAGCCUGCCACUCAAUGUUACUACACCUCCAGCAGCCCCAGAUGGGUUGUCACCUCCGACGUUGGCACAUGCAUCUAGUGCUAGUCUUAAUGUAUCCUGGUACCCUCCUGCCCACUCCAACGCACCAGGCCCGCUCCGAUACAGCCUGCAAAUGAGGACAUCCCCACAGAGGCCAGUGAUAAGGCUUUUGGAAAACGCAACAGACACCUUUUCAUAUCACGUAGAGGGCCUGUCACCAUACGCACAGUAUCUGUUUAGAGUGGUGGUCUCACACACCCAUGGGCAGACAGUUGGUCCCUGGGCGGCCCUGCGCACUGCUGAGGACAGUCCAGGACUAGUGGACAGUCCAACUGUAUCAGGGCUCCAUCCUCGAAGUGCAACAGUUACCUGGGUUCCUCCCUCACAACCAAAUGGCAUUAUCACCAAUUAUACCCUCUUUCUUUGGCCCAACUCCAUCUCUUCUGUAGAUUUCAAACCCAGCUCAGUCUCCAGCACCAGCACGACCCUCAACUCCAACUUAGGUCCCACCCCAGGCCUGUUGCCCAGCACUGAGGGUCCAUAUCACAACUCAGAUCAUAGCCUUAGGCCAACAUCCAGUCUUACCUCCACUGACUCAAGCCACGUCUCCAUGACUACUUUCAACACAGGCACUAAUGGCACUUCAAACACAAUCCAAACCACUAAGCACAACCUUGUCCCUAAACCUUUUUAUAGUUUGAGGCCUGUUGUCACAGAAGACAAACUUAUCGAGUCUACCCGUGUAAGCAAUACAAGCCAAGGCACCUCUUCCAUUUCAUUCCACCCCACUGAAUCAGGUGCCACCAGUAUAAAUCCAAGCCCCAGCCUUUUACUGUAUAACCCAGUCUACAAUGCAACCAGCUCUAAUAAUGAGCAUUUUAAAAUAAAACACCCCUUCCACAGUCCUAUCUCCAGUUCCUUUAGUGCAGUUUCAGAUUUAAGUUCAUCUACUCUGUCAGUCACUGUUCCAGGGAACACCACUGGGUACACUUUCCUCGAUCUACUGCCAUACCAGUCCUACAGCCUGCAGGUGGAAGCAUGCAACAGUGUGGGUUGUUCAGUGUCUGAGAUGGCUCAGCAUUUUCGUACCCUCCCAGCUCCCCCUGAAGGGGUUCCUGCACCUCACCUUUACUCUGACACCCCCACCUCUGUUCUCUUGUCUUGGGGGGCACCAGAGUGGAGCAAUGGACCACUGGAUCGGUGGCUGAUUGAGCGUAGAGUUGCUGGGACCAAGCAAGUCUCUACAGUGGGCCAGCUCCCACCAGACUCUCCACCUCUUUCCUUCCUGGACUCUUCGUCAGCUCUCAGUCCCUGGACUAGCUACCAGUAUCGACUUGUGCUCCAUAACCAGGCUGGUAACACCACAGGACCCUGGGUCAGCAUCACCACCAGACCUUCUCGGCCAGCUGGUCUCAAUCCACCGAGGGUGAAGGUCUUGGGGCCAGAGUCGCUUCAAGUCAUAUGGUCUCCUCCUCUUAUUCCAAAUGGAGAAAUUCACGGCUAUGAGAUCCGCCUCCCAGAGCCCCGCAUCUUCCAUGACAGUGGCAACUCAUCUGAGUCCAGCAUCACAGUGACAGACCUCAUUCCAUUCACAAACUACAGUAUUACUGUACUGGCAUGUUCCCAGGGUGGUGGACACGUUGGAGGAUGUACAGAAAGCCUGCCUACUCCAGCUACCACAUUACCCACAAGCCCUCAAGGCCUUGCACCACUGUCAGUAGUGGCAGUCAGUGAGUCCUUCCUAGCCAUUUCCUGGCAACCACCAAGCAGACCCAACGGACCUAACAUCAGAUACAAGUUGCUCAGACGUAAAACCCACCAGCCCCUGGCCAUCACCACGGUCCCCACAGUAACAGCUACAUCCCCUCCCCCCUCUGAAGAUCUCCAUCGCUGGCUCCAUGUUUACUCCGGCACCAAAUUGUUCUACCAAGAUAAAGGCCUAAGCAGAUUCACCCGUUACGAGUACCAGUUAGUCGUCCAUAAUGAUGUGGGCUUCUCCUCAGGAGAGAUUGUUACUGCGGUGACCAUGGCGGGGGUUCCCCUCCACCCUCCAUCUCUUUCUGCCCACGCUAUCAAUCACACUGCAGUACAGGUCAACUGGACACAACCCUCUUUGCAAGACCUGCAGGGAGAGGUGGAAUCUUACUUUCUUGCAAUAGAGUCUCCUAAGUCAAGUCGAAUCUUGGCCUUACCCCCUGAGAUCAACUUUGCAGUUAUAAAUGACCUUUGGCCCAGUACCACAUAUCUAGUGUCAUUACAGGUGUCCAACGGAGCACAUAAUACAACUAAGGCAAUAGCUAACGUCACUACGGAGGAUGGAGAGCCACAUGGGAUGUCCGCCCCAGAGGUGGUUCCAGUUGAUAGCAACGCGAUACGUGUCCUCUGGCUCCCUCCUCUUCAGCCCAAUGGAGCAGUUACUGGUUACUUCAUCUACGUUAAUGACCGUCUCCAUGGCAGUGUGGACAACAGCUCAGGGUCCUACCUGCUGGGGGACCUCCUGCCUUUUACUGUCUACAACGUACAGGUGGAGGUGUGUACUGUGUAUGCAUGUGUGAGAAGUGAUGUUACUCAGACAACUACUGUAGAGGACCUGCCCUCUGACCUGGGCACGCCGCACUCACAAGUGAUCAGUCCCAGGGUGGUGAGGUUGGACUGGUCCCAUCCAGGCAGACCCAGUGGCAUCAUGCUGGGUUAUGAGGUUUUAAGACGGACCUUGAGGUCAUGUGCCGGUGUGUCAACAGUGGUUACAUCCUCUGUGGGGGAAGAGUCAGAAGGUGCAGGUGGUUUAAGGUUCAGAUGUUCCUACCUGCAGUGUCCUGCAAGUCACGGUGUGUGUGGGACAUCCUGCUUCCAUCCUGACAUACAGGUUUGCUGUAGUGGACUGUUGUACACUAAGAAGCCACAUCAUCAUUGCUGUGAGGGCAGUUACCUCAGUUUGGGUAAUUCCUCCAACCCUGUAUGCUGCAAUGGCAAACUGCUCCCAGCUCUCCCAGACCACCAGUGCUGCGGAGGAUACUAUGUUCAUGUAAAAACCGAUGAAUACUGCUGUCCUGACCACUCGCAGGGCCGGGUCUCAGUGGGGCUGGGUGACAGCUGCUGUGGGGGGGUUCCUUACUCCACGAAAGGCGGCCAGCUCUGCUGUAGUAGGAGCCUGCAUGACGGCUAUGGGGUUCAAUGCUGCGGAGGCCGUAUUGUAGACGAUACACUGGUGUGCUGCGGUGACGCUGAGAGGGGGGAAGUGCAUACGUAUACCCCAGGUUUUAUCUGCUGUGGUCUGGAGUAUAUUAACUCUUCAGCCUCUCUGUGCUGUGUGGGCAAAGACGGCUAUCCCACAUUGCACCCUGCUGGCAAUGCCACAGUGACACUGCAGUGCUGUGGGUCAAAGGUCAUACACCAGGAAGAAAAAUGCUGCAAUGGGAUUGGCUAUGACCCUCGACGACACGUGUGUGCUGAUCGUCCCACACCCGGCUUGUCAAUAGAGCACCAGUGUUUGCACGGAGCUGUGUGUCCUCUAGCUGCAGCAUCUACAGCUUACUGUGGCUCCUGUGACCUCGAUCCAUCUAUGACUGCCUGCACAUGGGUCCUGUCUGCACACACACACCCUGACGCACCCUCCACAACAUACUCACCUUCCAUCAACAUCGCGCAGGAAACUCUCACUGCGAGCCUGUCUGCAGAUGGAGACAGAAGUGAUAACACAUUCAAAAUGGCAGAUAUAUACAGUCACACACACGCUGAGAAGGUACGAUAUGAGGGAAGCCUGUGCCCAUCGCACGAGGAAGUAGUGUACAGCGGAGAUGCCAGCACAUAUACCUAUACAGACUCUAACCUGGAGCCCUUCACCACCUAUGAGUACAGAGUUAGGGGCUGGAACAGCUUUGGACGCGGCUCCAGCAACGUUAGAACAGUGACCACCAGUGAAGAAAAACCAUGGGGAGUGGCACCUCCCCGUUGGAGUCGCCUUGGUGAACGAGAUGAUAUCAUCCACUUGCAAUGGCAAGCACCUGCCAGGCCUAACGGGGACAUCACCCACUAUGUUAUACUGCGGAAUGGACAAGAACGUUACCGUGGUGAUGAAAACAGUUUCACUGAUGUGGGUGGGAUCAGGCCUUUCCAGGAAUACAGCUAUCAGCUGAGGGUCUGCAACCGGGCUGGUUGUACUGACAGUACACAGGUGGUGGCAGUCACAGUCCAGGGCGUCCCAGAGGGCGUACAGUCUCCAGUGGUGACAGCUUUAACUCCCUCCUCCCUCAACGUGAGCUGGUCUGAGCCUACUAGUCCCAAUGGAAUAAUACAGCGGUACCACCUGAACCAGACAGGUGUUGGAACCAUAGUUACGCACACUCAUGGACCCAGAAAUUGUACUGUGUCUGGUUUGCAGUCGUACACAGACUACAGUUUUGUGCUGGUGGCCUGUACUGCGGUCGGAUGUGGAGCCAGCUUGCCUUCCACAGGACGCACCCUGCAAGCCUUCCCUAAUGGUGUAUGGUCAAGGCCCAGACACCUGAUAAUAAACACGUCUGCAGUGGAGCUGUACUGGGAUCAGCCGUCCCAGCCUAAUGGACACAUCUCCCAGUACAGACUGAAGAGAGACGGUCACACUAUUUUUACCGGAGACCACCGUGACCGGAAUUAUACGGACACUGGACUCCUGCCAAACCGCAGGUAUGUGUAUGAGUUGGAGGCCAGUACAGGGGGUGGGACUGGUGUGAGUGACAAAUAUGUUAUACUAACUCCUGUCUCGUGCCCCACUGGAAUCCCUCCUCCCCACAAUGUGACAGUGUCAGGCCCCAACUCCAUCUCUCUUGCCUGGACCCGUCCUGUUCAGCUCAGCAGCAGCCAGCCUGUAACCUACAACAUCCUGUUAAAUCCAGGAAGUGACAGAGCCAUAAUGCGUCAUGCGGGGCAAGACCUGCAACUGAAUGUGACCGGUCUAGAGCCUUUCACCACCUACAACAUCAGAGUGCAGGCCUGUCAGAUUGAAGGGUGUGGGGUAGGAGAGGUACUUUCAAUUCGAACUUUAGAGGCCGCCCCAGAAAGUCUGCCAGCCCCUACAAUAGAGGCAGCUGGAGCCAAUGUCCUGGAGAUUCACUGGUCAACUCCCCAAAAACCAAACGGACUCAUCACCUCCUACCAUAUAUACAGGCGUCCGUUGGGAACAGAGGAGGAGCUGCUGGUUUUCAUCUGGACCAGUGGGCCGCUUGAAUUUUUUGAUGCGAGCCCCACCCUGAAACCUUUCAGCUACUUCCAGUACAGGGUUCGAGCCCACAACUCCAAAGGCUCAGUUCUGAGCCCGUGGGCUUUAGCCCAGACGUUACAGGCAGAACCCCAAGAUAUGGCCCCUCCCACGGUUACAGCCACUGGUGCAUACUCAGUCCAUCUGAAAUGGUAUGAACCGAGACAGCCCAAUGGUCUAAUUUCUCAUUAUAGACUGGUUUACAAGAAGCACCAACAGGACCCAACGCUCAACUCAACUGCUAUUACUGCUCUCACUGUGAAGAGUUCAGUCCGCGAAGCGACAGUCUAUGGUCUUGAACCAUAUAGUCAGUACAGUCUACGAGUGGAUGCCGUGAACGGGGCAGGCAGCGUGUCCAGUCCAUGGGUAGGCAUUAGGACCCUGGAGGCUUCUCCGGCAGGCCUGACUAACUUCACAGUGGAGCAGAGGGAGCAGGGCAGGGCAUUAAUUCUUAGCUGGGAUCCACCGCGUGCUCCGAAUGGAGUCAUCACGAUGUAUAACUUGUACAGUGAGGGGAAUCUGGAGUUCAGUGGUCUAUCGCGCAACUUCCUGUUUCGACGUUUGGAGCCAUGGACUGUUUAUACUUUGACUCUUGAAGCUUGUACCUCAGCAGGCUGCACACGCAGCCCUCCUCAGCACAUCGCCACAGCAGCAGCCCCACCUGCUUUCCAGCCUCCACCCAAACCUGUCUUCAUUGGCCCAGACCAGGUGUCACUUAGCUGGGGACCUCCUUCUCAGCCCAAUGGCCCAAUUGGAGAGUAUUUCUUACUUGGGAGAAGUGUGGAAGAAUUGGGAAGGGGAAGAAGUAAUGAAGAGGAUACUGAAAGGGAAAAGGUGCUGUUCAGAGAAUCAUCCCCACAACAAACUGCCACCCUAUCCUAUUUAGUGACUGGUUUACGUCCCUGGACUCAGUAUGAGUUUAGUGUCCGUACGCACAACCCCGCUGGACACACCAACAGCCCCUGGAUAACUGUAACAACCAGACAGGCCCCCCCUCGUGGCCUAGCCCCACCAACAGUGAGUCACAUCGAAGGCCGGCCCAGUGAAGUGUUGGUCUCUUGGACACCUCCUUUGCAGCCCAAUGGGGUACUUCAGUCUUACAGGAUUCAAAGAAACAGUAUUAGUUUCUCAUUUAGUUUUGACCCAACUGUCCUCAGCUACACUGAUGAAGACCUCCUGCCAUUUUCAACAUAUAGCUACUCAAUCAUAGCCUGUACAUCAGAGGGAUGCAUCACCAGUCCUCAUACCAACAUCACAACCUUAGAGGCUCCACCUGCUGCAGUAGAAGCUCCCACAGUGGACAACAUAACAUCCAACAGUUUAAACAUUUCCUGGAGCAAACCACUGACGCAGAAUGGAGAGGUUACAGAAUAUGUGCUGAAACUAAACAGCGAAGAGGUUUAUCGUGGGAGAGACCUCAAGGCAGUGCUGUCAGAUCUGCGGCCUCACACAUCAUAUCAGCUAGCUCUGUUGGCUUGUACCAGUGGUGGGUGCACCACCAGCACCACAAUAUCCACUGUAACUGAGGAGGCUCCUCCCAUUGGCCUGUCUGCCCCGACUCUUAAGGUCACUGGCCCAGAGUCAGUGGAAAUUACCUGGAGACCACCAGAGCACCCUAAUGGCAUCAUCACAGGGUACGAACUCUGCAGAGAUGGCGAAGUUAUCUAUGUUGGCACAGAGACACAUUACCACGACUUCACACUUUUGCCAAGCGUGGAAUACAGCUACACUGUCAGGUCCAACAACAGCAGAGGGGCAGUGAGCAGCGCUGCAGCCUCAGCAAAGACUCACCCAUCAGCUCCUUCUGGUGUCGGUCUCCCCACGCUGACGCCUCUGGGACCAAGUGAGGUGAGAGUGGAGUGGAGUUCUCCAGUUCGUCCUAAUGGAGACAUUGUGAGUUACACUGUGUAUCAGAGAGAUCCAGUCCAGGUCAACAUCACCAACACUGUGUUCACUCCAAGGGAUAGUGCCUUCUCUGAUCGGCACACCACUCUGCAUGGACUGGCUCCUUACCACAGGUAUGAGAUGAGGGUGGAGGCUUGCACAGCGCUGGGCUGCUCCUCCAGUGACUGGUCAUCUAUACUCACUCCAGAGGCUCCCCCUGCUGGACAGACAGCACCGCUGUUAGACCUGCAGCCUGACCAGCAUACCAGCCUACAGACCACCUUUCUGCUCACCUGGUCCCCUCCAGCUCAGCCAAAUGGUAGAGUCCUGCACUAUGAAGUUUACCGCAGAUUGGACCAUACCACUGAUGACCAAAGAAGUGAUGCAGCAACACUUGUAUACAGGAACGUCUCCACUGCACACAGAGAUGAAGGACUCCGGCCAUACACUCUGUACCAGUAUCAGGUGUGGGCAGUGAAUUCAGCUGGUCAUACUGGCAGCCCGUGGGCCAGUGGGAGGACAGGACCUGCACCGCCUGAGGGUGUAGGCCCACCUGUUUUCCUGCGUGUUUCAGCAACCUCAGCAGUAGUGGACAUUCAUCCUCCAGCUCAACCCAAUGGGAUUGUUAGCCUUUACAGAGUGUUCUCACUGAACCACAACAACCACACUCUGCUCUCAGAGGGUACAUCCCAUCAGCAGACUCUCCAUGGCUUACGCCCUUACACCCAGUACUGGGUAGGAGUAGAGGCCUGCACCUGUUAUCAGUGCUGUAGCCAGGGUCCACUGAGUGAGCUCCACACACUGGCUGCACCGCCAACCGACCAGCCUCCUCCUCGUCCUCUCACCCUGACCUCCCGCUCUGUUCAGCUGGAGUGGGACGAGCCUCUGGCACCUAAUGGAGUCAUAGAGAGCUGUGAGCUACAUCUAAGAUCACCUUGCCCACAGCCCACUCAGCCUGUGCCCCUCCCUUGCGUUGAAGGACCAGUUGAAAUCUGUUUCUUUGGCAAAAGACGAAGCUACAAUGUGACAGGUCUCCAACCAUACUCCACCUAUGAGCUGAGAGCUGCCUGCUUCAACAACAUGGGCAGCACUGCCUCCAACUGGACAACUGUUACUACACUGAGUGAAGCCCCCCAGUAUGUGUCUCCUUUUUCAGUGGGCAGUAAUCUGACAGUCAUUUGGCUGGACUGGGCGGGGUCCUUCUCCCUCAACGGAUACCUGAAGGAGUAUAGUGUGACUGAGAGCCAGCUGAGGGUCUAUACUGGCUUUUACAGCCAUCUCCAUAUUCCACGCACCUCACAGAAAACUCUGUCAUUUCAGGUGACUUGUACUACAAACAGUGGCAGUGCCAGUACUCCCACCAUCAGAUACAGCCCUGCCACAGGCCUUGGUCCUCCUGAGCCUGAAGACAGUGGUAAACAGGGCGUCAGUAUGUCGGCAACCCCGGUUUACUCUGAGCUGUGGUUCAUCCUGCUGUUAGCACUGCUGGGUCUCUUUCUGCUAGCAAUACUGCUGGGUCUGGUGCUACAAAGAGCCUUGAGGAAGAAUCCAUCAGCCAGAGAGCGCCCUCCGCUGGUCAUGCUUCAGAAGACCAGGAAGGCGGGAGGAGAGACGUACAUGAGGCCCUGUCCUGAGCUGUGCUCUAAACAUCACUCCGGCUCUGUGCUCCUCCCUGAUUGCUCCACAGGUCUGGCAGACACAAAGAUAGUUGGCAGCAGCUCGCGGUUCAGCCCCAUGUCUGUCUUGCGAGUCCCCAGCCAAACAGACCUCAGUCAAGCCUGCGCCCAGCAUUCCCUGCACCGCAGCGUCAGUCAGCUGAUUGACAGGAAGUCACUGAUGAUGGAGGAAGGAAGCUGGGACAACCCGCUGGGACAUGAUUCUGGGCUGUAUGUGGAGGAAGAUGAGUUUGUGGACGCCAUCAAGGCCUUAAGUUCUGUGAAAAAGGAACACACCAUGUUCACUGACACUCAUCUCUAAGACAGGAUCCCUACAUCUAAUCAGGUAUCGCAGUUUCAAACCCAGGCAGUAAAACAUUCAUACGUGUUAUUUGGUGUUAGCUGAGGACAAACAGGAGUUGUAACGGGAUUGGGAGGUACGGAAAUGAUUUUUAAUAUGAUAUGGGAAGUCUUAAAAAGACUGCAAGAGAAAUAUUGUUCACCAUUGCUGACCAAUGAUUAUUUUCAUUGCAUUUUAAUUAUGUUCA
Molecule: messenger RNA, 17272 nt
Organism: Toxotes jaculatrix (banded archerfish)
Lineage: Eukaryota; Metazoa; Chordata; Actinopteri; Toxotidae
Gene: ush2a
Product: Usher syndrome 2A (autosomal recessive, mild)
Exons: 93
Coding region: 1-17046 (5681 amino acids)
Molecular function (GO): protein binding
Source: RefSeq, a predicted model, not a curated record